GUCCAUCGACAGACGCUUGUUUAUCUCAUCUUCAGGCAGGAAGGAGGCGGCAGGGUUAGGGGCAGUGGGUGGGAGGGAAGGCUUCACAAACACCCAGUGGAGGCCUCAAACGCCAAAGAAGGAGCCACAGGGUAUUAAGGAGGGAGGAUUUACAUUCAUGAAGCUCAAAAGAAAUCACAUCAGGAUCUGACAGUGGCCCAAUUUUCUCCUAAGCUGAAUAUGAUUGGAUUUUGAACAUGGAAGGAAAAAGCACCAUUCACAUUGGAGAGAAACCGUACACGUGUUCUGUGUGUGGACGAGGCUUCAAUCAAUCAUCUGACUUGUUGAGACACAAGCGCAGUCACACUGGGGAGAAACUGUGGAAAUGUGGGGAGUGUGGGAAGGGAUUCAGUUACCCAUCCCAGCUAGACAUUCAUCGACGCAUUCACACCGGGGAGAAGCCGUUCAACUGCUCUGAGUGCAGGAAGGGAUUCACUCAGUUAUCCAGCCUGCUGAAACACAAGCAAGUUCACACUGGGGAGAGACCAUUCAGCUGCUCCAAGUGUGAGAAGACAUUUGCUCGAUCAUCCAUCCUGCUAAAACAUCAGCGAGUACACAGUGGGAAGAAGCCAUUCACCUGCUCUGAGUGUGGGAAGGGAUUCACUCAGUCAUCCAACCUACUGUCACACCAACGAAUCCACACUGGGGCGAGACCAUUCACCUGCUCCAAGUGUGGGAAGGGAUUCAGUCAGAUAUCUGAUCAGCUGAAACACCAGCGCGUUCACACUGGGGAGAGACCAUUCACCUGCUCCGAGUGCGGGAAGGGAUUCACUCAGUCAUCCCACCUGCUGAGGCACCAUCGAGUUCACACUGGGGAGAGACCUUUUAAAUGCCCAGACUGUGGGAAAUGCUAUAAAUGUUCUGGUGACCUGGCAUAUCAUCAACGUAUUCACACUGAUGAGAGACCAUUCAGGUGCUCUGACUGUGGGAGCGGCUUCAGGAGAUCAUCUCAACUCACUAUACACCAACGAAUUCACUCUGGGUAGAGACCAUUCACCUGUUCCGAGUGUGGAAAGGGAUUCACUCAGUCGUCCUAUCUGCUGAGACACCUGCAAAUUCACAAGUAACUACAGUGAUUGGAUUUUUCUGUUAAUUUCACCCAGGACUGACCCUUGUUCAUUGGUGUCUGUUUCUGCUGACGUUAAUAAACUCUAUUCGCAUUA
Carcharodon carcharias (great white shark) is the source of this 1202-nucleotide messenger RNA. RefSeq names its product zinc finger protein 239-like. Gene Ontology annotation, biological process: negative regulation of transcription by RNA polymerase II. Gene Ontology annotation, molecular function: DNA-binding transcription repressor activity, RNA polymerase II-specific. Lineage: Eukaryota; Metazoa; Chordata; Chondrichthyes; Lamniformes; Lamnidae. The transcript has 2 exons. The coding region runs from base 237 to 1025 and encodes 262 amino acids. The record is from RefSeq and is a predicted model, not a curated record.